Messenger RNA from Apaloderma vittatum (bar-tailed trogon), 1085 nucleotides. RefSeq names its product catechol-O-methyltransferase (gene COMT). Lineage: Eukaryota; Metazoa; Chordata; Aves; Trogoniformes; Trogonidae. Bases 248 to 1030 code for a protein of 260 amino acids. Gene Ontology annotation, molecular function: catechol O-methyltransferase activity; magnesium ion binding. The record is from RefSeq and is a predicted model, not a curated record. The transcript is spliced from 5 exons. Gene Ontology annotation, cellular component: dendrite; membrane; axon. Gene Ontology annotation, biological process: dopamine metabolic process; catecholamine catabolic process; developmental process.
AUAGCUUUCUCUAAGGUUAUUAGAGCACUGAGCACCUUUAAGGAGUGCAGAAAUCUUUGAAAGGAGGAGUUGGAGGAAAAGGACACCGUUCCUUUUAGAGUCUGUGUAACAGAACUGAUAAGCUAUUCCUGUGAUGUGAUCGAAUGUGACUGAAUACUGCAGGCUCUUGGACUCUUAUUCUAUAAAAUCCACAUCAGAGCAGCACAGGAAAACAUUGGAGGGAACAGCUUCUGCUGUACUCAGAAAGAUGCUGGAGAGCUCUUCAGUCCUUUUGUUCAUUGUCCUGCUUUUCAUUCUCCUGUUCUUUGUGGUGCUCAUCAGGAGAAACCCCAUCAUAGCCCUUCUCUGGAAUGAAAUAAUCCGGGAGAAAAUAAUCAAUUUCGUCAUGAAUCAGAGCAAAGAACAGAGGAUUUUAAAUUUUGUGCUGCAGAAUGCAGUCCGAGGAGACCCCUGUAGCGUGCUGGAUACUAUAGAUAAGUACUGUUCCCAGAAAGAGUGGGCCAUGAAUGUGGGCCAUGAGAAAGGUUUAAUUCUAGACAAGACAGUGGAAGAGGUCAAUCCAUCAGUUGCACUGGAGCUGGGAACAUACUGUGGCUACUCAGCAGUUCGGAUUGGUCGGCUACUGAAGGCAGGAGCUCGUCUUCUCACUGUGGAGUUCAACCCAGAAUUUGCUGCUAUAGCUAAACAGAUGAUUGAGUUUGCUGGAGUACAAGAUAAGGUUAAAAUCCUGGAAGGCCCUUCCGAGGAAAUUAUUCCCCAGCUGAAGAAAAAAUUUGAAGUGGAUACAGUGGAUUUUGUCUUCCUGGACCAUUGGAAAGACAGAUACACACCAGACACCAUCCUGAUUCAGGAAUGCAACUUGCUGAGGAAGGGCUCGGUUUUCCUGGCUGACAAUGUCAUCGUCCCAGGAGCUCCAGAAUUCCUUAACUAUAUCCGCAACAAUCCCCGUUUCCAAUGCACUAACUACCCAUCUCAUCUGGAAUAUAUGAAAGUGGAGGAUGCUAUGGAAAAGGCUGUGUUUUUGGGAUAAAGAGAGUCGUUAAUACUCAACCUUUGUUUCAAAUGACAUAAAUGCAACUGCACAG